Candida tropicalis MYA-3404 is the source of this 1014-nucleotide messenger RNA. RefSeq names its product Eaf3p (gene EAF3). Lineage: Eukaryota; Fungi; Ascomycota; Pichiomycetes; Serinales; Debaryomycetaceae. Gene Ontology annotation, cellular component: nucleus; NuA4 histone acetyltransferase complex; Rpd3S complex. Gene Ontology annotation, biological process: regulation of DNA-templated transcription; chromatin organization. Bases 1 to 1014 code for a protein of 337 amino acids. The record is from RefSeq and is a predicted model, not a curated record. The transcript has a single exon.
AUGGUGGCCACAGUAGAGUAUAAGCCAAAUCAAUUAGUAUAUGCCUAUCAUGGACCAUUGAUUUAUGAAGCUAAAAUAUUGAAAAUAAAGAAGAAAAAUGAAUCCUUUAUAAUAAACCAUGAUCUACAGCAAGAAACUAUAGAAUCUAAUGAACCACGUUUUGAUAAAGCUAAAUGGAAAAAUCAAAAUUGUUAUUAUUUACAUUAUCAAGGUUGGAAUGCAAAAUGGGAUGAAUGGGUAGGAAUUGAUAGAAUUAUGGAACUUAAUAAUGAAAAUAAGUUUAAGAAAUUAGAACUAGAUCAGUUGACGAAAAAGAAGAAAGCACCUGCUGGAUCACUUUCAUCAUCAACCGCAACAACAACAACAACAACUACAACAGUAACAACUAGACAAUCGAAUUCAAAAAGACUGGCUAGCACAACAAAUAAUAAUAGUCAAACCCCGUCAAAGAAACAAAAAACUGUCAAUGGUAAAAAAUCAACAACUCCAACUCCUCGUCGAUCCAUACAAUUAAAAAUUCCCGAUGAAUUGAAGACUAUCUUGGUUGAAGAUUGGAAGAAUGUUUCAAAAGAUAGAAAAUUAAUAUCUUUACCAAGUAAAUAUACCAUUUAUCAAAUUUUACAAGAUUAUAAAUCAUAUAGAACAAAAAAAUUAUCAAGUAAACAACUUUCAAAAUUACAUGAAAUAUUAAAUGGAUUGGAAACUUAUUUUAACAAAUCUUUAAGUUUGAUUUUGUUAUAUAAAUUUGAAAACUUGCAAUAUUUGAAUUUUUUAAAAGAAGAUACUAUUAAUAUUGAAUCAUCUCAAAGUAAAGUAUAUGGUGUUGAACAUUUGUUAAGAUUAAUUGUUUUAUUACCAAGUUUAAUUAGUUCAACUACAAUGGAUGGUGUAUCUACAACUGUCUUGGUACUGGAAUUAGAGGAAUUAGCUGAAUUUCUACUGAAUAGAAUUGAUAUCUACAAAAACACUUAUGAUUACACUAGUCCACAAUAUGAUCGAUUAGCUAGAACUUAA